AUGGCACCUUACGAGACAUUAUAUGGUUAUAGGUGUCGUACUUCUUCAUGUUGGACUGAGUUGAGUGAGUGGCGUGUUCUGGAUCCGGAGCUAGUAUCUACUAUCGAGGAUAAGGUCAGAUUGAUUCGGGAUCGACAAAAGGCAGCAUCAGACAAACAAAAGUAUUAUGCAGAUCUAAAGUGGAAGGAGAUCGAGUUUUCAAUGGGGGACUUGGUGUUUCUCAAGGUCCUGCCAUGGAAGAAGACUAAUGAGGUUGAGUUUAGGCCAGAUCUGACCUUGGAGGAGGAGCCAGUUCAGAUUAUAGACCGUGCUGUAAAAGUUCUGAGGGGAAAGACUGUGCCACUGGUUAAGGGUGUGAUAUAUGAUAUUGGAGGAAGUGUACUGAAAGGCUAUAAGCCUAUACUGGCAGGUAACCCUUAG
Messenger RNA from Gossypium arboreum, 420 nucleotides. RefSeq lists its product as uncharacterized. The transcript is spliced from 4 exons. Bases 1 to 420 code for a protein of 139 amino acids. NCBI's taxonomy places the organism in Eukaryota, Viridiplantae, Streptophyta, Magnoliopsida, Malvales, Malvaceae. The record is from RefSeq and is a predicted model, not a curated record.